This is a messenger RNA of Stylophora pistillata, 2901 nucleotides long. Its product is annotated as E3 ubiquitin-protein ligase RAD18. Gene Ontology annotation, biological process: protein monoubiquitination; DNA damage tolerance. Gene Ontology annotation, molecular function: single-stranded DNA binding; ubiquitin protein ligase activity. The record is from RefSeq and is a predicted model, not a curated record. Lineage: Eukaryota; Metazoa; Cnidaria; Anthozoa; Scleractinia; Pocilloporidae. Gene Ontology annotation, cellular component: Rad6-Rad18 complex; nucleus.
GAGGGUAACCUGACUUCAGCCAAUGAAAAUACAUAACGAACGCGCGCCAAAUUCUUGUAUCAAUAUGGCGGCUCUUAGGAAAUGAGUUUCUGAUUAAUUGUUUAUGUAUUUUCUUGGUGAUCUCGCCGAUAUGUUGUCUUUUAUGGAAAAGAGAAGAUCCUCGGCCAAGUUAGCGGAAUGGAGUCCAUCAGAUUGGCCAGAAUCUCUUCUAGAAAUGAGGACGAUCGACAAUCUGCUGCGAUGUUCUAUUUGCUACGAAUUUUUUGACGUAGCUUUGAUAAUUCCAGAAUGUUCCCAUAACUAUUGCUCACUUUGCAUCCGGAGAUCCCUCAGUUACGACCCAAAGUGCCCCACUUGUUCUUUGAAAGUCACUCCUCUCAGUUUAAAAAAUAAUAGGGUGUUGGAUGAAUUAGUCAAAAGUUUCAUCAAAGUCAGAACAAAACUGUUGGAACUAACAACAAGCACUGUGCAAGUCACAAGUGUGCAGUCUGUAGACAAAAAAGGUGGCGAGCCAAAAAAUAAAAAAAUCAUCAACACCUCCCAGACAAACACAAAAAGGAGAAAGGCUCAGUCAAGCUCUCAAAACAGUGCCACCUUUUCAAGCCCAAAUACAAAGAGACAGAAACUUGAUACAGAGAAUGAGCAAGGCUUCAUUCCUGUUAAAGUAGCUGAAAAUGAUGAGGAAGAAAACUCCAGCAGAGAAUCAACCCCCGAGGUUGUUGUCAUUGAAAUGGAAAAACAGGUGCAAGAACCACUGCCAUCAGAACCACAGCCAGUGGUAAUCAGUGAACACAGACCUGAUGAAGGACAACCAUCACAGCCACAAGAUCCAGAGUUAGCUGAGUGUCCAGUUUGCGGCGACAUGAUCCAGCACAGAAAAAUAAAUUCUCAUCUUGAUGCCUGCCUUAAUAGAACAGAAAAGAAAAGUUCUUUACGCACUUCAAGCAGGAAAGAAUCUAGCAAACCCUCAACUAGUAAAUCAAGUAAAUGCAAGAGUCCAGUUGAUGAAGAGUUUCAAGAUUCAUCUACUUCUUCAAGUAAUGAACUGGGAUCCUCUACAACGGAGCAAGAAGUUUCUUCCAUUCCCACAUCAUCCAACGUGACAAUUAAAGGCUCUAAUGCUUUGAUCCGAUUGAUACAGAAAAGAAAGCCUCUUCCAAAACUUGUGUACAAUGUCAUGUCAGAUAAAGAAUUACUAAGAAGAUUAAAGGAAUGGAAUUUGUCAACUAAGGGAAAUAGAUCAACACUUAUCAAAAGACAUCAAGAAUUUGUAAUGCUUUAUAAUUCACAGUGCGAUUCUGAGAGACCCAUGACUGCUGCACAAAUUGUUAGAGAGGUGGAGAAAAAUGAGCUGACAAAGGAGAGAGAGGCAGCAUCUGUUGCUGAAGCUUCAACAUCUCAUAGUAUUCAUUUUACAAAAAAUCAAAGUGAAGGAGAGAUGGAUGAAAUUCGACAGGAAUACCUGAAUCAACAUAAAAAUGAAUUUGAUAAGCUAAUAGCUGAUGUGCAAAAGCGAAAGAAAGGGAAAAGUAAUUUAUCUGCAAAAAGGACUCCAGUCAGUGAAAGGUUGGAUGUGUCAGAGACUAACCCCACUGAUGAAGACUUGAACAAGAAAGACCAAGGUAACAUCGACACAAAUGAGCAGGAAAUUAAUGAUAACUCAUCAGAAUCAAGUGAUCAAACAUACCCACCUUUCUUUAAGAAGAGCACUGCUCCUCCAGAUUCAUCAAAAGGCGUCAACAGUAGGACUUGUUCAGUCAUUCCUGAGCCUCCAUCCUCUCCAAGUCUGGUAUCGUUUGAGGAGGAUGAGGGUACACCAUCACUAGGUUUGGAGGAUAAUGAUUGGGAACUUAAAGAUGGUGAGUCAGACGAGCCCCUGGUUAUUCCAGAAAGCCCAGUGAUAAAAGUUGGAUCAAGAGCUACAGAUGGAAGAACAUACGAGGACACUGUAUCAAGUGACAGUGAGGAAGAGUUUCAACAAACAUUUGUUAAGAAUAAAAAGGUCAAAUCUAACCUGUUUUAAUUAAUGUAGGUUUUGCCUUUAGUGCAAAAUUUUCAAGUUGAAUAAUAAUUAUCCCCGUCUUCUUUGAUCAGAAAGGUAACUAUCUCAACUGAUAUCAUUGGCAAGUUAAGAGAGAUUGAUGUUACAUGUGUACUCAAAUGUUAUUUUCUAGUUGAUCAUUUUUCUAAUUCUCGUCACCCUUCUUUUGAAAAUGCGUAAUUGUAGGGAGAAUUUAUGCACAAAUUAAUCUACAGAUAGUUUCAAGUAUAAAACUCUAGAAAUGAAUUGUAGAAAAUUUUGAAGUCUUUAUCAAUUCAAUUGUGAGAGUUUCUAUUUUAAAAUUAGACAUGUCUUGAAUACUCUCAUCCAAAAGUUAUAUCCCUACAUCUAAAAAAUUACUCUAAACUUCCUUCCACUGCCAUUUUGGCCAUAUCCCAACUUUAUGAUAUAAAUUUGCAAAAAGAAGUUGGUUCAAAAAGUUUAAUUGGUUAUUCAAACGUCAUCCACUGAUAAUAAACCUCAAACGUUUUAUUUUUUUCAAAGAAGCAGUGAAAGUGGAUCUCCAUAAGCAUGAUGACAUGGGUUGAACUAACAACGUGAUUUAAUGUAGAAAAAUCUGUUUAUAUCUGAUACAUAGAGAAGUUGUGUUGCUUCACUCCCCAAUCUUAGGUUUGCUUAGUCUGUAAAUAUCUGUAGAAUUAUAUCCUUCUAUAUUAUUUUUAAUAAUAAUGGUGUGAUAAGUGAGGCACAGCUAACUAUUAGUAAGAAAUUAUUUUAGUGUAAGGCACCAUCUUAUUUUUCAUUGAAAGUAACAGGUUGAAUAAUUCUGACCCAAUGUUUACAGUGAUUUGAGUGAAAGAGCCCUAAAGGAAAAAAAAAAAAAGACAUUGUGGACUACA